UAUUCUGUGUUACGUCAUACGACAAAUAAAUACCAGUGGAAACUCCUUACACCGCCAUUCUAGCAAAGAACUCAUCUGAUCCACAUUCCUCAGUCAUGUCUUCUAAUACAGUUCGAGUGUGCGUUCUGCUUCUCGUCGUGUUCAUGGUGGAACACUCGUGGGCAUAUGGCUUAUAUCCGGGGUUAGAAAAGAGAGGUUACUGUCCUCUGUUCCCAGCGCCUCCUCCUCCUAGGGGCAGUGACCUCUCCCUCCACUCGCCAGACGAAGUUAAAGGCUGUCAAAGUGAUUAUGAGUGUGAAGGUAAUCUUAAAUGUUGUACGGCUGGAAUCUGCUGUUCCAGAUUUUGUACAGAGCCGCUGGAUAGACCCAUGUAAAAUAGAGCCACAAUGCAAACCUCUUUGUCUGUGGAGGGAGUGCUGGAGCAAAGUGCUCUCCCGAUAUCGGAUCGUGGAUUCCCGUUUCCUUUAAUCACUCGAAUAUUAUUUCCGGAUUCAUAGACCAUACUAUGUGUUUACAAUUAUGAAGUUGCAAUAACCAGUUCAUACUACUA
Molecule: messenger RNA, 550 nt
Organism: Penaeus monodon (black tiger shrimp)
Lineage: Eukaryota; Metazoa; Arthropoda; Malacostraca; Decapoda; Penaeidae
Product: WAP four-disulfide core domain protein 18-like
Exons: 3
Coding region: 96-374 (92 amino acids)
Cellular component (GO): extracellular region
Molecular function (GO): peptidase inhibitor activity
Source: RefSeq, a predicted model, not a curated record